AUGGCCGCACCUUUGCCCGCAUGUUCCAGCGCCUUGCGGGGCGGCACGGCCCAGUUCCCGGAACGCCUUCAGUCUUCAGUUCGUGCCUACGCCUGCUUAGUGCGGCAGCGGCUUCUGGAGGAUCUCAAGAACCCUGCAUGGGGCACUGUGGAGGGGAGGGACAGAGCGGCACCCAGCUGGGUUGUCCGGCCCGCUUACCUGGCUCUGGCUGCGCGCCGCACGCCCGGCCCUCGGGAGGAGGCGAGCCUGGCCCGAAGGCCUUUGGAUUCCGGGACCGCCCCCUCCUGCUCCUUGGCUGGCGGCGACCGCCAGAGACGACUGGAGCUGCUGCGGCAGGAUGAGAGUCGAUGCCGCCCCUCCCCGCCUGCGGACUCUCGGCGAGCAGUGCCGGCUCAGCCUGCGCCCUCCAUGGGGAUGCCGUGGGGCCCCGCGGUCGGCUGGCGGCGCGGGCGGCGUAGAGGCCUGGGGCUACCACCGAGCGCCUUGGCGCUGGCGGCCACCGGACUGAUGUGCACCGCUCUGGUUGCCUACGCCUGCUGGGGGCAGCUGCCGCCGCUGCUCUGGGCGUCCCCAGCUCCAUCGCGGACGGUGGGCGUGCUGCUUUGGUGGGAGCCCUUCGGGGGUCGCGGCGGCGCAGCGAGGCCGACCCCCGACUGCUGGCUCCGCUUCAACAUCAGCGGCUGCCGCCUUCUUACCGACCGUGCGACCUACGGAGAGGCUCACGCGGUACUUUUCCACCACCGUGACCUCGUGAGAGGACCCCCCGACUGGCCCCCGCCCUGGAGCGUCAAAAAGGUGCGCACAGCAGAAGAGCUGGAGCUGCGAGUAUUAGACGAUCUGGAAGAAGAUACGGCUGCCCAAGCCCUGGCAAUCUCCCGUCCCAGACCCCCGGGCCAGCGUUGGGUGUGGAUGAACUUCGAGUCGCCCUCCCAUUCUCCAGGGCUGCGGAGCCUGGAAAGUAACCUCUUCAACUGGACGCUCUCCUACCGGGCUGACUCAGACGUCUUCGUGCCUUAUGGCUACCUGUAUCCCAGGAGCCACCCUAGUGACCAGCCGAUAGGCCUUAUACCGCCGCUGGCCCGAAAACGGGGACUGGUGGCCUGGGUGGUGAGCAACUGGGACGAGCGACAGGCCAGGGUCCGCUACUACCACCAGCUGAGCCAGCACGUGCGGGUAGAUGUGUUUGGCCAGGCAGGGCCAGGGCGACCUGUGCCCGAUAGUGGGCUUCUGCACACAGUAGCCCGUUACAAGUUUUACUUGGCUUUCGAGAACUCACAGCACCUGGAUUAUAUCACCGAGAAACUCUGGCGCAAUGCUUUGCUGACCGGGGCCGUACCAGUGGUGCUAGGCCCAGACCGUGCCAACUAUGAGCGCUUCAUGCCACGAGGCGCCUUCAUCCACGUGGACGACUUCCCUAGUGCCUCUUCCCUAGCCACCUAUCUGCUUUUCCUGGACCGCAACCUGGCAGUUUAUCGCCGUUACUUCCACUGGCGUCGGAGAUAUGCAGUACACAUCACCACCUUCUGGGACGAGCCUUGGUGCCGGGCCUGCCAGGCUGUGCAGACCGCUGGGGACCAGCCCAAGAGCAUACGCAACCUGGCCAGCUGGUUUGAGCGGUGAGGCCAUCCUGCCUUGGGUGUGACCUUUUUGAUCCUUUUCUGCACAUUUUCCUGACUGCCGAAUCAUGGGUCUAAGUUCUCCGAACACCUAUUUUUGCUCUAUGAGAAAAAGGUGAUUUACCAAUUAAUAUUACUUAGCACAAGGUUGGAGUGGGAAAGAUUCCUGGUUCUUACUUUUUUUGCACAACUAGUUAGGCUCUCUCUGCUGUUCAUGGGUAUCAUUGUUUCCUGUGAAGAAGGGGACCUUUCUAUGCCUGUUACACAUGUGAAGAAAUAGUUUAGCUACAAGAUGCCUUUGGGAGAUUUUUUUUGAAUUUCCUCAUCUGCUUUAGGUCAUAUCUGUGGCCUCUGCAGCCUCAAAAUCUCUUACAUAAGGCGCCCCACUCACAUUUGCCUGGACCAAGGUGAAGCAAAGUGCUGUUUUUUGCGUUGGUGUGAAAUAGUGGAAAAACUAUGCCCACAAUUUUCUUUUUUUGGGGUUGUAUUAGUCAAAACCUUGCUUCUGCUGGUAUUAGUGGCUCUUGCCUAUAAUCCGAAGCCUCUCAGGAGACUGAGGCAGAAGGAGGACAAGUACCAGACCAGGCCCAGCAAUUUAGGGAAACCUCAAAAUAAUAUUUUAUUAUUUUAUAAUAAAUGUAGCUCAGUGGUAGAGUGCCCCUGAGUUCAAUCCCCAGAACAUUAACAACAAAAUAUCUCUCCUUUGGGAAAAGGUAAAAGGUAUGGAGGGUGGUUCAAAUAGCCACUGACUUCCUUGAUAAGCACUGUUUAUUCCCCUACCCUAUAAAUGCAAACAGAUACUGGAUUGGCCUUGGAGGAGAGUUAGGAUUAAUAUAUGGUUGUACCUUACUUUACACAAGAAAUGUAUUCCUGAAAAGCUACAUCUAAAUCAGAUCUCAAAUUCAGUGCCCUAAGGGAGUUCAGUAUUUAAUGGAACCUUAUGGAGAAUCCCUUUACAAUGUGAAUAGUCAUCUUCUAAUUUAUUUCUUCUGUUCUUAGUUUUUCUAUAACCUGGAUUUUAAAAAAAAAUUACAAUUACAGAUGUGAAAAUAAAGCACAAGCAACCUUCUUUUCCCUCUCUUCCUGGAAAACCAGCCUGCAUUUACAGACAUUUGAAGACACAGAAGCCAUAAUGUCAUUUUCCACAAAAUUAUUUCAUGUCUUUACUGGACCCCAAAUUUAAACUGCAAUCCAGUCCUUCAGAGGUGCUGGCAUUAGGCAUUACCUGUGCAAGAACAGUGAAAGAGAUUGUACUGUAUUGUGGAAUCAUGCAAAAGGAAAAAAAAAAGUUUCAUGGUGUCUGUUAGUGGCAAUUUUUGUUUUGACCCUAUAGUUUUUAGUAAUGUGUUUUAAUCCAAGGGGAUGUGAACUAAACUCGUGCCUACUAUUAACUGACUCUGCCUUUUGUUAAAGGCUAAAUCUGCAGUGCUCCUAGUACCAGCAGGUUCCCUUCUUAGUCUGUAGACUACUACAGUAAAUUCUCACAUUUCUAGUGUACUUUGCCAUGGGUCUAAUUUUGAAAAUAACAUGCAUUGACUUUAUAGGAUGUUGAAUGAACAGCAUAUUCAACAGAUGUCACCAUGUGCCUACUCUGUGUCCAAUACUGUGCUUGGGUCCUUAGGGAAGAUACAAAAGCAUUUAUGGCAAGGGCUCUUGGAAUCCACCAGUGCCAAAAAGUGAGUAGUGACUUUAAUGAAAAAGUUGGCAAAACCUAUUUGACUAAAGUGAAAUUCUUAGUGAUAUAGACCAUAAAUCCAUGAUUAGAAAGCCAUUUGAUUUGAAGCCUGACAUAAUGGGGCUUUUUUCUUCAAGCUAUUUUCAUAAGGACCCUCAGUGACUAAUUGCUGUGGGUAAAUUCCAAGAUAAAUUAGUUUUAUACAGAGUUCUGUAAAUAGUAAUUUUGUAUUUGAUUAGUACAGUUAGCUGAGUCAUAAAGCAAGUUUUACCUCUGUGCAUUUGUUGCAUACAUACUUGAAAAGCUCACUCAACACUAGGUGCUUCAAUUCUAUUUCUUCCUUAAAAGAAAAAAUUAAAAGCUGUGGACAACAUUUCCUCAUUAAAGUAUUAUAGUUUGGGCAGAAUUUCAAUUACAAAGUGGGAAUCACCAGUAAAGAUAAAAAUUUUAUUCCUGAAAUAAGUGCUUAGGAGAUAUUGAUGAGUGAUUUUUGUGUAUUGGGAAUUGACAUGGGGCAGUGGGGAGAGAGUUUAAAUUUUGAAGGUGAUCUGGUUUAGAUUUGAAUUCCAGCUGUUUGACAUUGAUCAAAUUAGUAAUAGUCCUGAGUGCCAGUUUCCUCAUCUGUAAAAUGAGGGGGGGGGAAAUAUUUCACAGCUCAUUAUGAACAUUUCAGGAAAUAAGUGAAGAUGCCAACACUUAGUUAUUUUAGGAUGCCCUCUAUUUUAUGUCUGAAAUUGUAUCUCAAGAUGUGUUACAGAAUAAGUCUGAAAUAAAAAGGAAGAUGCUUCAUAUUGUGUAUUUCAGGAUUCAUCGUUACCAUUUAGAUUAAGCUUAAUUUGCAAAGUAGGUCAAAGCCCUAUGCUUUCUUUGAAAAAAAAUUUGUUUUGGUAAAGUUAUACAGUUAAAUUAGUACUUAUUAUUUUAUCAGUGCCCUUUUGGUAUUAAGUUGAUUUAAAACUAGCCAGAUAUUCAUUGAAUAUUUAGCAUGCAGAAGAAUACAUAUGAAUACAUUAUAUGUAUUUCAAAAUUCCUUUCCUCUGAUUGUCAUGCCCUCCUUUAAGGCAUAAACUUUUAAAUUUAUUACGAAUUUAAUUUUUUGAAUUUUUUUUUCUUUCUCUCUUUUUUUGCACCGAGGGUCUGUAUAUGAGUGUACCCAGAAAGCUAUUUACAUCAGAAGACAGUCUGACUUGCUGGCAGUAUUCACAGAUCCUUUCCAGCUUCCAAAUCCUUUCCUAACAGUAAGGGGAAGACAGUAGGGAAGACAGGGUAGCUUCAUGAAAAGAGCUUGCAGUUUGGUUUCUGAACCUGAAGAGGAACUCAGGAGAGUUUUAAUUUCCUUCUUAAUAAUGCACGAAUACCCCUACAAAACCAGCGUUAAACAUGAUGAUAUGAGUCAAAGUGCUUUGUACAUUUUAAAGUACUAUACCAUUACAGGAUAUUCUAAAUUUUCAAGGCUCUAGACCUGGAAUCAGUAAACCUCUAUACAUGUCAGAGAGCAAAUAUUUCACGCUCCACAGACUGGCUGUGUAGUCUGUUGCCACUACUCAGCUCUGCUGUGGGAGCACAAAAGCAGCCAUAGAUAAUUCCUAAACAAAUGGGUGGCUGGAUUUGGCCUGCAAGCCGUAGUUGGCCAGUUAUGGUCUAGACUUCUAGAGAUGUAAGGAAUUUGGGAUACUAAAUAUGUAGUUUUAAAAUCUAACCUGAUGGGAGUUUCUUAGAAGGGAUUUAAGGAAUUAUAAGAAUUCUGGUGGCAGAUAUUCCUGGGUUCCUAGACCAGUUUUGCAACAUUUCGUAGUUGAUUUCAGAAAAAUUAUUAAAGCUUUCCGUGUUUUGGUAGCUUCAUCUCUAAUUGAAGGUAAUCAUAUAUAAUUUAUAGAUGUGUUGAAAGUACUAGAUAACACACUCGAAGCACUUAGUAUAGUGCCUGGCACAUGGGAAGCACCUAGGAAAUGCUAGCUGUGGUUGCCACCAAUCCCUUUUUCAGAGGGAGGAGUCAAGGUUCAGAGCCACUGAAGGACUUGCCUGAGGAUAGGUAGUAGUGACAGAACCAGCCAUGCCUGUGCAAAUCACAGUCCCUUUAAGCCUCUGUCACUUGAUCUUCAAAAUGGUGGGGUUGGACAAAAUAAACUCUUGAGAACUUCCAGUUCCAUGUGCUAUCAUUCUACUAAUUGGUACCCUAGGGCUCAGAGAGGUAAUUUACCUCACAGUGUGCCUUCCUUACAGUUUGGAAAUGAGUUCAUAUAGGAGCGAUAAACUGGCAGAAAACCAAGCACCAGAAAAGGGGAAUCUGCUUUAGCUUACAUACACACACACACACACACACAUACACACACACACACCAUACCUCAUAUCAAGGAGAGAAUCCUUGAUAGAAGUCCAUGCUAAUUAGUUUGGUAGAUAAUUGUAUUGCAUCCAUUUCAAGUCAUUCUUAGAUGUGUCUCAGGGACUUUAAUGCUACACAUUCUUUUAAUAAGUCUUAAUGUUCAGAAUAUUUUGACAAAAUGAAUAAAGUAAUAAGAUGGAAAAUGGCUCUUUGUUUUUGAUAUGUCCUCCCAUGCACCUUCAUGUUCACCUGUAACCCAGGGGAUACUUCUUGCUUGGGACAGUUCCUGUGAAUAUAUUGGUUCUAGAUUGGUAAUUGAAUUGUGAUGACCGCCUCUUUGAAUUAUACCAGGUCCAAUUCAGCUUGUCCUCUUGUUCAACACUUCUUGCCUGUUUGGUGACUCAUCUCCAAGGGCAUAACAAGUACCUUCCUUUCUGUCAGUGUGGUUUAUUUUACUAAGUGCUCUGAUGCCCUCUAUGCACUAUCUUUAUCUCCUAUCUGUUAAAUUAAGUAAUGCCAUUUUGAAAAGGGCUGAAAUAAAGCCUGGGAACAUGAUGGUAGGCAGAGAGCAGAGGAGGCAAGCUGUCUUCUUUAGAGCAGAUACUGGAACUGUUGAAAUAGGAAGUUGGAAUAAACACUGAAGAUUGUCUUCUAUCUGCCCUCCCCCAGCACACAUGCACACACUUGCUGACAUGCUCAUUUAAGUACAGACUUUGAAAAAUUACCAUGGCCAGCUGAGGAUAGGAACAAGACUAUCAAGAAAAGAAGAUGUGAUAACGAAUUGAGUAGAAAAGAAAGUACAUUAUAAAAUGGGGCAGGUGGUGCAUAUGGAUGGGGACUGGGAAAGAAAAAAAGAAAAAGGAAAGACCUUGAGGUCAAGGAGUACAAAGUGAAGAAAAAGCAAGAAGAUUAGGUAAAAGAAGGAAAGAUACAUAAGAAAAGUAGAGCAAAGACAAGGAAGGGUUAAAGGUUACAGGUAUGUGCCACCAUGCCUGACUCAAAAGUUGUCUCUCUUGAGAUUGUCCCCAUUCUCCCUUGAAUAUGUAUCUACUUUCCUAACUAAACUUCUAUGCAUGCCUUUGAUUGGCAUGUGCUGAAAUUCUUUUCCCUCAUGUAUGCCAAGAACCCCCACUGGUCCCGAGUCAAGUUCUCCCUUCUCUCUGGGAACUCCUCAGACCCAUAUUCAAAGACAUCUCUUCUCCAGUGACACUUUGAAAUUCUAUGUCAUACUCCCCUUUGGGGUGAGCACACUGAUAAAGCUAGAGUAGACUAUCUCACACAAAUAAAGACACAAAUCUCUUUGCAUAAAAUACUGUCACUCAUUUAUUGAGGAGGGUUGGUGUGAUAUUAAGGCAACAACUUUUUUUUUUUUUUCUUUUUUUGCGGUACUGGGGAUCGAACUCAGGGCCUUAGUGCUUGCGAGGCAAGCACUCUACCAGCUGAGCUAUUUCCCCAGCCCAAGGCAACAACUUUUGAGUAGCACAGACAGCUUUGCUCUUUGAUUUUCACUUUGAAGAGCAAACUACUAAGAGUGACCUUAAAUUCCUCCUUAUAUCCACUUGGCCAUGUAUCUGAGGUUUUCCGGGCACUAGAAACACUUUGCCUGAAGUAUUUUGAAUUGCACUUUUAAAUGAGCAUAUAUCAUGUUCCAGACACAAUCAAACAAAAUCAUUAGUAAUUUGGAUGCCAUUUUUAAAAAUUUAUCAUAAAAAAAUCCAUUUCUCCCUUCCCCCUCUCUUCCUUUUUUCUGGUGCUGAGACUCAAAACCCAGCACAGCAAGCAUACUGGGUAAGGGCCCUACCGUUGAGAUACAAGCCCCAACUUGUUCCUUUCUUUUUAUACUUGUUUAUAUUUAUUCUUUCCAUGAGUCUUAAUAAACUGUUGCUGAAACCAAAUGAAGGUUUUCAUUCAUUACGUCUUUGUCACUUUAUUUGAAAGCACUUUAUUUUGCCAUCAUUCCUCUAGCAUGACUAAUGGACUGCUAAACUUAUUUUUCAUAAUAAAAUAAUCUGAAGUAGUACAUAACACUUUUGGAAAUUAGUCAUACUCAGUUCCUUCUUUAAAGUUUUAUCAAGAUCCUUUAUUUUCCAGUCAUUCUAUAAACAUGUAUAGUAUGUGCCAUAAAACAUGGCUAUUUAGCCAUCAACUUUGGCAACCUUGUCAUUCAGCUUGAAAUUUCAUUUGUACUGUCUUGGAAUUAUGUCUCACUUUAUGUCCUGAGUAUAACAGUCUAGGACAUAGGCCUUGGGCAGUGAGAUAGCUGAGCCAGGGAUGCAAGAUUUAAGCCUAUUUCUGUAUAUCAUUAUUUGUGAGAGUAAACAAUUUUGUCUUACUUUAACUGGUAUUCUGCUUUCUGUUAAAAAUAUUUUAAUCAUUUGGAAAACACGAUUAAAGGGUUGGAAUACAAGUUCUUUAUGAAAAAGCGUGAAGGCCUGGGAAAACAUAACCCAAAAAAGAAAAAAACCAAAGGGGAGUUUUGUUCAUGGUCUUUAAGCACCUUCCGUCACUCAACAAAUAUUUGGUCAAGUGCUGAGCAGUAUUCUCAUCACUGGGAUAAAGCAGCAAACAGACAGGCAAGGUUCAAGUCCUCAUGGUGGAAUCACAUGGAAGAAAGAGAAAAUAAACAGGUUAACAGGACUGGG
Messenger RNA from Sciurus carolinensis (gray squirrel), 8256 nucleotides. RefSeq names its product fucosyltransferase 4 (gene Fut4). Lineage: Eukaryota; Metazoa; Chordata; Mammalia; Rodentia; Sciuridae. The record is from RefSeq and is a predicted model, not a curated record. Gene Ontology annotation, cellular component: membrane. The transcript is spliced from 3 exons. Gene Ontology annotation, molecular function: alpha-(1->3)-fucosyltransferase activity. The coding region runs from base 1 to 1620 and encodes 539 amino acids.